UACCCCCACAGAAAGUGCAUCGUUGUUUUGUUUUGCUGUGCUUGCUAACGAUUAAUAUUUCCCUCGUAGAAUUUUUAGAUUUAUCAAUAAUAUUAUCGAAAAUGCACUGCACGUUCUGCAAGGAAGGUGCAACCCAAUUGACACCGCACCACUUAUGUAGCUCAUGUAUAGUUCACCUAGAGGGCUGCAGCCAUUCGAAUCAGGUAGGGCAGCAAACUACCGGCAUGGUGAUAAUUCCCAAGAAAGAACCAAUUCAGGAGGCUGAAUGUGAUGCAUGCUCAGGUCGGUUUCCGGAGGAUGAUUUACCCGAGCAUAGGGCGAAAUGUUCGACACGAUUGGUGUUCCGAUGUGGCCUUUGCAGCGCUAGCUAUUUGAGCAUGGAAGUACUUUGGAAUCAUUUGGAUUCGCAUGAGGAAGCGAAUGGAAGUAAAGAUUCGUACUGUAGCGAAGAAAAGGUCAGCUACCGGUUGCAUCUGUGCGCUUUGUGUAACGAUCAGCGAGGUUAUCAGGACGAUGAUUAUUGGGAGCAUAUUCACGAAGAUCAUGAUGGAUUUUAUCUCAAAUGCGACGAAUGCGGGGAUAAUUUUCGAUCGAAAAAGCUACAAACUGAUCAUGCUUUGAAUCAAUGUAAGAGUCGACGGACAACGGACGUACCGGAUUUACUAGUGAAGCAAGAGUUCAUUAGCCUAGAUCUUCCAAUGCACGUUGAUAGAUUUGAUGAUUGCAGUGGAAGCAAUGAGGGGUCACCAAAUAACCCCGAGAAGGAACCCGAAGGUGAUAAUAUGGAGGUGGAAGAAAAAACAAUGGUUGAAUUGCCAUCGAAAGCGAUUGCUGAUACGAAAUGUCCGCACUGUGAAAAGGAACUACAUCGUGCAGCUGCGCUGGCCGUGCACGUCAAAGAUUGUCACACGCCAACAAAAUGUGAUCAAUGUGAUCUCGUCUUCGAAGGAAGGAGUCGAAUGUCGUAUCAUAAGUCCAAAACUCACCGGACACCAAAGUACGUCUGCCCACACUGUCCGAAAACAUUCCACUUGAAGAGUACCUAUCAGCCGCAUCUGCAAGCCCACCUCAAAGCGGACAGCUAUCCGUGUGACAUUUGCGAGAGACAGUGCAAGGAUCUGCGGUAUCUCGCUCAGCACUACAGACGAUACCACUAUCCGUAUGCUCAUUUCCAGAAACUGUUUGCGGCUCUAAAAGCACGUGAGCAAGGUGACAACACUGCCAUGGAUGAGUUUAAAGUCGAGAACGGGGCGAUUUUAAAAGAGCAAAUCAAGGAAGAAGAUACGGAAUCAGAAUCAGAUGGCGAGCAGGUUUCAGCGCGUGAUCACAAGAUCACGUGUAACUCGAAUCUUCAAGACAUAACUGAUGGAAAACCAUGUUCGACGGUAGGGUCAAUAUCCAUUAAACCCCCCGAUGAUCUGAAAACUUCAAAACCAGUUGUACUAAAACCAAUCGGCACCGUGUGUCCUUACUGUGAUAAAGAUUUCAAGAAAACAAAAAUCGUAACUGGACACAUAGAAUGUUGCCAUGAGCCAAUCGUUUGCGACGUUUGUGGAAUAACUUCACAUGGCACGACCGAAGCUCGUGACCAUAAGACGAAAAUUCACGCACAAAAAUUGUUCGAAUGUGUCCACUGUCCGAAGAAGCUCCAAAGCAAGACGUUUUACAUCGUCCAUCUCACAAAGCAUCUGAACGAUCGUAAAUUUAGUUGCCAAACAUGUGGCCACAGGUAUAACACGUUGGACAAUCUCAUCAGUCACUCGUCCAACUUUCACAAGGUUGAGAACGCAUGGGUGAAAGUUCAUAGCACUUUCAAAGAUUGCUACUUACAAGAUCCUGAACUUGCCUUCAAACACGGUUUGCAGAAGGAUAAUAUCGCUUUGAUAACUGAUGAAAGGCACGAUCCGGCCACCUCAAACACUUCCAAAACCGCACUGAAGUGUUCCCACUGCACCAGGGUGUUCUACGCCAACUGGAAACUUAACGCUCACUUCUCCGAAUGUCACCGGGAAGUCCAGUGUGACAUAUGCGGGGAAAGUUUUGCCGGAAAGGUACAAGCCCGGUAUCACCGUAAGAAGAGUCACACCGAUCCGCAGCUCCAGUGUCCCCAUUGCGAGGACAAGUUCCACCUGAAGGUACAACUGACGCGGCAUUUGACCAAGCACGUGCAGGAUAGGAAUUUUCCAUGUGAGAUAUGCGGUGCCAGGUUCAAAGAUCAGCACUAUCUCAAUAACCACAUUCAACGGAUGCACUACUGGAAUGAACCGACUAGUGCCGGGGAUGAAGGAACCAGUAAUGUUGAGUCAUUGGAUAAAGAGGCUCAGUCAUCACAAAUAGAAUUUGUUACGAUCAAGCAGGAGAUGGAUGAGUCCUAGGUGGUAGCUGUAUUUUGGUGGAUUUAGAUCUUAGUAGUGGGCCACAGCUUAUCAUUUUACUAGAUCUUCAAGGGCGUUGAAGAGUGAAACACAAACUUUAAAUAAAGACUUCGCAUAACUUUGAGUAGCUCUGUAAAGCUCUCAAGAUAAUUUUA
This is a messenger RNA of Aedes aegypti (yellow fever mosquito), 2530 nucleotides long. Its product is annotated as zinc finger protein 62. The record is from RefSeq and is a predicted model, not a curated record. NCBI's taxonomy places the organism in Eukaryota, Metazoa, Arthropoda, Insecta, Diptera, Culicidae. The coding region runs from base 102 to 2375 and encodes 757 amino acids. The transcript is spliced from 7 exons.